This is a messenger RNA of Dibothriocephalus latus, 303 nucleotides long. NCBI's taxonomy places the organism in Eukaryota, Metazoa, Platyhelminthes, Cestoda, Diphyllobothriidea, Diphyllobothriidae. The record is from the annotation of a GenBank genome assembly.
AUGCGUAGGAUAAUUGUCGCAGAGGUACCGUCCUUCGCCAUCGAGCGUGUCUACCUCCACCAAAACACGUCAGUUAUAGCCGACGAAGUUUUCUGUCAUCGAUUGGGCUUGGUACCUCUUAACAUUGAUGGGAGCAAGCUAGACUUUUGCAGCGACGCUCUGCCAGACACUUGUGAGAUUGAGGACUUCGACCCCAAUCAUCAUAUAAUUUUUGACCUGGAUGUUAAGAUUGACAAAUUACCUGUUAAAGAAAGCGAUGUAUCUGCAAAGGAAGGCCUGCACAUUACCCCACUUUACAGGUAG